Molecule: messenger RNA, 1591 nt
Organism: Phragmites australis (common reed)
Lineage: Eukaryota; Viridiplantae; Streptophyta; Magnoliopsida; Poales; Poaceae
Product: purine permease 3-like
Exons: 1
Coding region: 200-1360 (386 amino acids)
Cellular component (GO): membrane
Molecular function (GO): purine nucleoside transmembrane transporter activity
Source: RefSeq, a predicted model, not a curated record
UUCCCUCUUCUAUAUAAACCCUACAAGCCUGUCAUGCAAAGCACAAGAAAAUCAAGCAGAGUACAAGCAGAAGCAUCCAACAACUAGAGCCUCCAGACUCGUUCGCCAAACUACUAAAUACGAGGCGGCAAGAGCCAAGAGGCAUAGAAUCAGUAGAGUGCAGAAUUUGCUGUGAACUUGUGAAGUUCAUAUCCCAUCAAUGGCCACCAUAACGGCUAGUGCCAGUCCAGCCAUGCAAGAAAUCAGCAAGCAGGCGGGGAGCACGUCGCCGACCCGCGCUACCGCCUCGUCUGCGCCGGCGCGUUACCGACCGUCGCCGCUGGUCAUAUUCAGCGCCUGCCUCGUCCUCCUCGGCGCCGGAGGCCCGCUCCUCCUCCGCGUCUACUUCGUCCACGGGGGAAAGCGCCUGUGGCUGUCCGCCAUGCUCCAGCUCUCCGGCUGGCCCCUCCUCCUCCCGCCCAUAUUCGUCUCCCUUUUCCGAAGCCGCAGGCACGGCGUCGCCAACCUCCUCCUCCCGCCUCGCCUCGUCAGCGCCGCGGCCGUCCUCGGGGCGUUCUACGCUAUAUCGUGCUUCGUCUACGCGCUGGGGUCGCAGGCGCUGCCGCUGUCCACGUCGUCGCUUCUGCUGGCGACCCAGCUCGCCUUCACCGCGGUGUUCGCGUUCCUGUUCGUCGGGCUCCGAUUCACGCCCUUCUCGGCCAACGCCGUCGUGCUGCUCACCAUCGGCCCGGCGGUGCUCGGGGUCGGGCCCGGCUCCGGGAAGCCGGCGGGCGAGGCCUCGAAGACGUACUGGACAGGGUUCUGCGAGGCCAUUGCCGCGGCCGCGCUGGCCGGGCUCGUCCUGCCGCUCGUCGAGGUCGCCAUUGCGCGGUACGGCCGACGCACCGGACCCGCCGCGAGGGUGCCACCCCCGUACGCGACGGUGAUGCAGAUGCAGGCCGUCAUGGGCGCCGCCGGCACGAUGGUGUGCCUGCUCGGCAUGGUCAUCAAGAGCGACUUCCAGGCGAUGCCAAAUGAGGCCGCCGGGUUCGGGCUCGGCAAGACCAACUACUACCUGGUGCUCAUCUGGGACGCCGUGUCAUGGCAGCUGCUCAACCUGGGGAUCAUGGGACUCAUCACCUGCGCCUCGUCGCUCCUCGCCGGCAUCAUGAUCGCGGUCCUCCUGCCGCUCUCGGAGGUCCUCGCCGUCAUCUUCCUUCACGAGAAGUUCGACGGACCAAAGGGCAUUGCACUGGUGCUCUCCCUCUGGGGCUUCGCCUCCUACCUCUACGGUGAGAAGGCGCAGAAGAAACUGGAGGCUCAGAAGAACGAGCAGCAGGUGGCAAAGAAAGUUGGAGACCUGGAGUCGGCUGCUCCUUGAGGAACAAUAAAUUUUAUCUGUCUAGCGUGUGUGCACGCAUAUAUACAGGUAUAGUCAUCAACAUGUUUUUCGGUUAAGAAAUUGUUACAACAAUAUAAAAUUUGUACGACAUUGUUUCAUUUGUAAAGUAGCAGAGGCAAGUCGAGUGCUACGAUUGUAUAAAAUAAAGAUCAAAAUACGGCAUUCUUCAUGUUGAAUUUAAUCUCACAUCAGAAAUUGAUGAUAGAAUAG